Xylona heveae TC161 is the source of this 1471-nucleotide messenger RNA. RefSeq names its product Clavaminate synthase-like protein. Gene Ontology annotation, molecular function: oxidoreductase activity. The coding region runs from base 76 to 1200 and encodes 374 amino acids. Lineage: Eukaryota; Fungi; Ascomycota; Xylonomycetes; Xylonales; Xylonaceae. The record is from RefSeq and is a predicted model, not a curated record. The transcript is spliced from 2 exons.
CAAAGGUCGAUUUCCUGGCAUUCAGAAGAUCAGAAUUGCAUAUUAGACUAUCCACCUUGAGGAUUACUCGAAAACAUGCCUGGGCUCACCCUCCCAACCGUUCACCCUCUUCCUGCUUCAGACCUUAAGACUGGGAUUGGUCUUGGAGCAGAAAUUCGUGGAGCUGACUUGAAUAACCUUUCUGACCAGCAAUUCGAAGUUAUCCACAAUGCCCUGUACAAUCACCAAGUCGUCAUCUUCAAAGGCCAGGGCGCUUUAACACCCAAGGCACAAUACGAAUUGACAAACCGCUUCGACCAGAGCUCGACUUCUUACGGUCAUGGCAAAACCUUGGACGUCAAGCGAUCUAUCUUACACCCUGAUCUCAAGACCAUUCCCCACCAACCUCAGGUGCAGGUCAUUGGCAAUGGUCACGUUCCUUCAUUUGAGGGGCUCGAGAAUAUCAAGCUCAAGCACCCGCACCACCGAACUUUCCACAAGGAUCCUGUUCCAAUCGAAGAAGAUCUCAACGUGACGCGUUUCUACCGAUGGCACAUUGACGCCGCAUUGUACGACCUCAACCCACCCUUUGUCACCACUCUCAUGGCUGUCUCCGUUCCCAAGGGUCGCAGACAGCUUCUCAGAUAUGAUGAUGGUACCGGUGACGAGAUGGAAGUGCCUCUUGGUACCACGGCCUUUGCGAGCGGCUACAAGAUGUACGACAUCCUGUCCGAGGAGCAGAAGGAAUUUGUCCGCACAACUAAAGUGCAGUACGCCCCGCACCCGUAUGUUUGGAUGUCGUCCGCAAAGGCUCUGAGCGAUGGCCUCGGAUUGCACUCGGAGGGCCUCGAGCUACCGGAGAGUGAGCUUCCUCUGAUCGACGAGAGCAAGAUUCAGAUCCUGCCUAUGGUGUGGAAAAACCCCGUCACAGGCGCUUUGGCGCUUCAGGUUCACCCUUGUGCCGUUCAGAAGCUGCAUCUCAAGGACGGCACCAUCAUUGACGAUUUGGCCGAGGUUCGCCGCAUCGUUCAUGACCUUCAGCGUCCCGGUAUCAGUCCCAAAUAUGUCUAUGCCCACGACUGGGAAGAGGGUGACCUUGUCCUCUUCCACAACCGAGGAGUGAUCCAUUCGGUUGUAGGCGCUUUUGCCGAGGAUGAAGUCCGCAUUUUCCGACAAUGCAACCUUGCUGCCAGUGUUCCACCUACUGGUCCUGAUGCUUAAAUUUCUCUCGUUUCGAACAAGUUCGAUAUUAUUUGCAUGAUGACGGCGUUAAUUGACUUUUCAUUAUUUAAAGUUUUAUAUCAUAGCGUACAAGAGGGUUCACUAAGGAGAGAUAGAUUUAGACUCAGUCGCACGGCCAAUAUAGGAAUUUCAAAGCACUUUUAUUCAAACUUUUGUUUAUCCAAGGAAAAAGAAAUCAUUUGCGAUGAUGGUGGCCGGCAUGCCCAUGACCUUCAUGGUCAUCGCCCGCUUCGUCCAGAAUAUCUGGCCA